AUGAGUGAGUAUCAACUACUCGUACCUCAACAAGUAUACGCUUCUAUUAUAUGGCCCAGCAUCAAUCUAAGACUGAAUAAAUGUAGCCUAGAUCAUAGUAGUGCUGCAUUGAUAUUAUUCAAUAAAGACAUAAAACUAUCUUAUUAUUCCUCGCAAUUAAUACUAUUAGUGUUAAUGCCAAUGUAUCAGUUUAUGUCUGGAUACAAUUAUGCAACAGAAAGUAGUGAUUCAGCUCCGAUUGGGGAGUUAAGAGAAAAGACAAAAAUCCCGAUGGAGGAAGCUCAAAGAAAUAUCGCUGUUGAAACGGAAGCCUCCGAUGCUUCCUCAUCUCAUCACUAUGAAAGACAAAAUAUUGACCACUUAUCAAAGAAGAACACAACUUAUAUCAGGUUUGUACUAUCCGUUUACAGACUGUCACCAUAG
Molecule: messenger RNA, 423 nt
Organism: Paraglomus brasilianum
Lineage: Eukaryota; Fungi; Glomeromycota; Glomeromycetes; Paraglomerales; Paraglomeraceae
Source: the annotation of a GenBank genome assembly